AUGGCGACGAGCAAACAGUAUAAAGCCAUCGGUGAGGACCUUUGGAAAAGUCGCACAGAUAAAAUUAAUUCAGAGCUGUUUGCCCUUACAUACGGCGCCCUUGUCGUUCAGUUGAUUCAAGAUUAUGAAGAUUAUGCUGAAGUGAACAAGCAACUCGAAAAAAUGGGAUAUAACAUUGGAACACGGUUAAUCGAGGAUUUCCUUGCCAGGAGCUCUUUAGGUCGCUGCUCCGACUUCCGAGAAGUGGGCGAGGUGGUGGCGAAGGUCGGGUUUAAAUCCUUUCUGAAUAUCACACCAACAGUCACGCAUACCGGUGCUCCACCACCUUCCUCCCGCCCUAACAGUAGUACAGCUCAACAAUCAGGAGUUCCUGGCUCGUCUUUCAUUCUGACCCUGGAUGAGAACCCCUUGGCUGAAUUUGUUGAACUCCCUGACGAAGCUUUGGAAGGAGGGCUGUGGUUUAGUAACGUGCUGUGCGGUGUUCUUAGAGGAGCACUUGAGAUGGUCCAGAUGCAGGUGCAGGUAGAAUUUUUGUCUGAUGUACUUCGCGGUGACGAGAGCACGGAGAUUCGGGUGACAUUGCUGAAGUAUCUGGAAGAAGAAGUGCCAGUCGGAGACGACUAG
Messenger RNA from Suillus bovinus, 624 nucleotides. Its product is annotated as BET3 family protein. NCBI's taxonomy places the organism in Eukaryota, Fungi, Basidiomycota, Agaricomycetes, Boletales, Suillaceae. The coding region runs from base 1 to 624 and encodes 207 amino acids. The record is from RefSeq and is a predicted model, not a curated record. Gene Ontology annotation, biological process: intra-Golgi vesicle-mediated transport; endoplasmic reticulum to Golgi vesicle-mediated transport. The transcript is spliced from 4 exons. Gene Ontology annotation, cellular component: TRAPP complex; cis-Golgi network membrane; cytosol.